AUGUUAGAAAUAGUUUAUUGCAACCUAAAAAUUUGUUCCUCAUUUAAGUUUAACUACUGCAAGAAAUGUGCCGCCAGGACCUUCAACAAGCUAAUGUGUUUGUGUUGCUGUUCCCAAGGAUUUUCUUGUGCAGAAAAUAUGUACCCUCAUCAACCCCUUCCUCCUGGGAAUGAUCAAAACCAAAUUCAAGAAUCUAGUGAUCAAGAUGAGAAAAAUGAAGCUUCUGAAGAUCAAGAGGGAACAAGUGAAGUUUUUUCAGAUCAAUACACAGAUGCCGAAGAAUACUCAGAUCAAUCCAUUACUGAUGCAGUAUCCUCAGAUAAGUCAGAUGAUAGUAUUGAGUACCUAGAAUUAAGUGCGGAAAUGGCAAAGAAUGUCUGUAAGGCAGCUUAUCAUGAAUUCAUGAGAAUAGCUAUGAGAGAGAGGAGUUGGUUGCCUGGCAACCCUGCAGAAGGUUUUCUUCCUGGGGAUACUGUUAUUAGGGAGUUCCGAACUCGUACACCAGCUGGAAGAAAGACUGAAGUCUCUACUGCAAGUGCAAUUAUUCCAGUUCCUGCAUCUCAAAUGGCCUCUAUGAUGAUGGAUGUGAAUCAUUGGGCUAAUUUAUUUUUCCAAAUUGUCUACUGCGGAGUUGGCCAUGACUGCAGUCAUGUUCUUCAACGUAUGAGAGAAGAUGAUAAUUCAAUCCAGCACGUAGUGGAGAUUACACCAAAUUUUUAUGCCAUUAUUGAUGUUGCAAUCUAUUAUGUUGAUCCUACGUCGAGAACUGAUAGUUUGAGGAAACCAUCAGGGGUAGCAAUCAGGGAGCAUGACCAAGAUAGUUGUGAGAUUGUUUGGGUUGAAAAUGUGGAGGUGGAUGAAGUGAGUGAAAACAUCUACUCUUCAGUAAUAAACUCAAAUUUGGCAUUCUGUGCACAGCGUUGGAUUAGUACGUUGCUAAGGAAUUUGCAGCGUAAAAAUGGCGUACUUGUUCAUGAUGGCGAUUUGGUUGUGCAUGAUUUAGGUCAUUAUUCUGUGUUGGCUUUAACACAAUCCAUGAAGCGCUUCUUUAUGAGAUGUGUUGCUGACACGCUUGAUCCAGCUGUUUUAACUGAUAUUAGUGAAAAGAAGAAACUGAAGAUCUUAGUUAACGAAGAAUCUCAAGGUAGAUAUGCUUACAUUGGCACAACCAGUUUCCACCUCAAAGCAAAACCAGUCUCAGUUUUUCAAUUUCUGAAGGAAUGGAACGUACAGUUACAGUUGUUUCGACUCCAAAAUUCUGGGGUGCUUGAUCGGUUGUACCACUUUGUGACAAUAGAUCGCAGUAAUAGCAUUACUCUACACAGGACGACUGGAGAGCAUCAGUAUUACUGCUUGCAAGAAGCCACAGUGGACGACUACUGCAGCUUUAUCAUAUCCAGACCAAUGAGUGAACAAAAAAUCCAGCGUCAUAUUAGUUCAGGAGUUGAUAGUGGUUUUGAAGCAGGUAUGAAACCAGAUGUGGAGGCUUCAGGUUUUGCCAUUAUGCCUGACGGUCCAGGGGGCCUUGACUCCAAUGGCUCUCUUAUAACCUUUGUCAUGCAACUGCAAUAUGAUCCUGCAAGACCUAGUGUACCCAGUCGAUUUGAAAUUGAAAACGAUGCUUUCCAUGAAUGGGUUGCCAUCAUCAAUGACAUCAAGGAAAACAUCACAUGGAUGCCUGUCCUGCAUCCGGGAACUUACCUGACCCGACCCGCCCAGCCCAAAUCUCCACAUAAAACAAAAGUAAAAAACGCCCACCUCAUCAGCGCAGCUGACUCCUCACGCCUUUCCCCCUACUCCCUCCACUCCACUACAUCCUUGCCUUACAUGCACGCGCCACCGCUUUGUACUCUCCUCAGCCGUACUGCAGGAAUUGUGCAAAUGACUCUCCGUUUUCUCUAUGAAACGUCUUUGAGUCUGAAUCCGAAACGCUUCGUUUUCUCUGUCUCCGAUUACUGCAUUUGUUUUGCUUUCGCCAUUGCACUUGGUUUUGAUAAUUUUCUCGGCUUAUGUUCUGUUUGA
Molecule: messenger RNA, 2022 nt
Organism: Theobroma umbraticum
Lineage: Eukaryota; Viridiplantae; Streptophyta; Magnoliopsida; Malvales; Malvaceae
Source: RefSeq, a predicted model, not a curated record